This is a messenger RNA of Neoarthrinium moseri, 4272 nucleotides long. RefSeq lists its product as uncharacterized. The record is from RefSeq and is a predicted model, not a curated record. Lineage: Eukaryota; Fungi; Ascomycota; Sordariomycetes; Amphisphaeriales; Apiosporaceae. The coding region runs from base 1 to 4272 and encodes 1423 amino acids. Gene Ontology annotation, molecular function: GTP binding. The transcript is spliced from 5 exons.
AUGGCUUCCGAGCAGCCGGUCACGCAGCCGCUGCGCAUCUCCAAAACACCAUCCUCGCCGGGCGUUCCACGCCCGCUCUCGGAGAUUCCAGCGACAGAGAAGAGGCGCAAUUCGCCAAGCUGGAACCAAUCAACCAAGAAAAUGGCCCUCAACACCGACUCCUCCCCAUUCCAGUCUUCGCCCCUAGACAGCACCACUUCACCACGCCUCUUCUGGCAGAGUCGUAAUGGACCUACCCAGAGUGAGAACGACCUGUAUGGUGGCCGGUCAGGGUCGCCAUCCCCAACGCGGCGCACAUCGAUCGAGCGCCUGCAGAAGGCCUCGCGCGUCAAGAAUAGCACCAUGUUUGCCCGCGAGCAGAAGCAGGAAUAUGACCCGACACGCGUGCCCACUCUCGAACGACCACUCGCCAAGGUCCAGGGCAAUGCUUAUGGCGGCACUGGCAUUGCUGGCUUCCGAGGCCACGCUCGCAGUGAGAGUCAGAACAGCAUCCCAACACUCUAUAGCCCAUCGCGGACCAUGACGAGCCCCAAGCCCAUUUUCUCACAGCCUGCGACUCCCAGCAGAGAGCAGGGCUCGCCAAUCAAGUCAUCCAUGUCGACAUCGCGUUUCAAGAGCAGCCACGACUCUCAGUUUGACGUGUCCUUCGACACCUCCUUCGACGAGCGCGAGCUUCCCCUGGGCAAGACUCUCAACCGCCACAUGAAGAGCGUCACCUUCGACAAUGCCCCACCUCAGAUCAAUGAGUAUGAGAUGGCUACGCCUGACAUUUCCUCCAUCAGCUCCAACUCUCGCGAGGGCAGCUAUGACACCGAGGAAGAUGACGAGGAGCACGCCUACGGCCUCUAUCAUCCUGAGGACGCCGACCUGCAUGAGGAUAGCUUUGACGCCACUCUAGAAGACACGGACAAGACCCCGGUGGUCGGCCCCGAUGACUGGCGUCAAGACAAUGAGCCUCACUACGAGAGCAGCCCCAUGCCUGAGGCUGCGCCUUCGCAACCUGCUGCUGCUCGCCCUCAGCAUGGACGAACUGACUCGUCUACUUCUUCCGGCGAACAUCGCCCCCUUCCUCCAUUGCCGGGAAUGGGUCACCAGAGGACACAGUCAAACUCCUCCAAUGGCUUGUCUGCCACAGCCGAUCGCAUGCUUGGAUCUCAACGAGGCCUGCCCUCACCGCCUCCAGCAGCGGCCAGCAAAUCUGAGAUCCAGAACAUCGGAAACGGCAAGAUGUCGUUGGAAGAGCGUCUGAAGCUCAUGAUGCUUUCCGACGAGACCAGCCCUAAGGCGUCUGAUCAGUCGGCAAAGUCUUUCGCAGAACAGCAGCGAGAGCGCCGCAUGAGACGAGCUGGGCCUCGCGAUAGAGUCGGAAGCCCCACACCUGAAGCUGAGGUCGCCGAGUCUGAAGCCGGUGAAGAAGAUGACACUGUGGGCGAUCUCUCAGCCCUGGAGAUGGACUACCAGCUUCCCAGCAUCUCUCGGCAGUCUAUUCUGAGCCGCGUCAAUGGCAACAAGGCCUUUGAGCGAGAGUCUGACUACACCUUCAACUCUUCCCCUGCCCCAUCAAGCCCUGAACGCCAGUUGCCCUACGACCCUGAUGUUCCCAUCGCUAGCAUCGAGGACUCAGUUCUUGAGGAUAUCACGGAGCAGAGUGAGUCUAGCGUCAUUCUUAAUGGUGCGGAUGAUAAAGAGAGCGAUGUCUUGGAUCUCUACCAGCGAUCCGAAGACGAACAGUCGGAGGCGGAGCAGGACGUUCAGGAUGAUGACACUGACAGUCAUUACUCAGAUGAGGCCCAAAAAGCACAGCUGGGAAGUCCCGAGGAUGACUCAGUCACUACACCUCGGGCAGCCUCACCAGUGCACCCGGAAGGCAUCAUAAACUUCAGUGCUACGCUACCCCAAGUGCAGAACGGUGUUAAAGACACGGAGUUCACCCGCAGCUUCCAGACUUACAUGCUUCCCAAGCCAAAGGACGGGGAUGCUACCACCCAUGUUGAGAGCCUUAAGAUGGCUGAAGCACAAGAGUACCUCCAGCGGCCUCAUACCCCAGAACAGCCACCACCUAGGGGCUUGUAUGAUGGCUCGGGAUGGGGCGAGCCUGAAGAUGAGGAAGAUAUGCCUGGUACUCCCGAAUCCGUCAUUCACCACCCGGUUUCUGACGAUGAAGAGGAAGUUGAAGAGGAGAUUGAAGAGGAGUCGUUUGUAGAAGAGGAGGAAGUGCUCGAGUCACCAGCCAUUCCCGAACGUGUCGCCACCAUCAAGGCCUCUGGAUCCAAGCUCAAGACACGGCCGUCCGCCACCCCAUCCGACCUUGAAACUAUGCGGGAAGCACGCCGGCAAGUCAGCCGUGAGAUCGCCCCUGCUAUCCCCACGAUCCCUGAGAGGCACCGAAACCGAAUCUCUCGUGAUUUCGACGCCGAAAAACUCGAAAGCGCUGUAGACCGCCGACCCAGCUUGAAGAACCGUAGCCUGACUUUGGAUCUUGACUUGGGUCUCAGCCUUGAUCAGGACUUUGAGAGGGUCAUCGAGGCGCAAAAGGUGGCAUUCCAACAACUCUCCUUUGAAAAACAGUUCCUGGCUGCAAGUGAAAGCCCUACAAGACAAGUGUCUGGAACUCAAGAAAUAGUCGUGGCGACUGACAAAACCCCCGGUCGCACCCCAAGUCGUCGACGAUCUCGCGAAGCACAUCUCAAUGCUAACAUUACUGCUCGUAAACAGCGCGGAUAUAUCAUGCGUCAGAACACCAAAGUUGUCACUGCCAACGACAAGCACUCUGACGAAAACAUGAGAGAUGGCAUUCGUUCUGCAGGCAACUCACCCGUGAAGCAGACAGGCCGGCCGCGGUCCUGGACCGUCGAACCAUGGAACGGUAAGCAGAGACAGCGCAGCAUUAGGGGCCGCCACGGACCCAGCAUGAGCGGUCCGGUUCCCCCUCUGCCUGGACAGGAGAGCAAUGCCGCUGCCCUCAACACUCUGGCUGAAGAGGAGCCGCAGCCUGAAGCAGCGACCGAGGAAGCCGGAGAAAGAGGAAGGCUCUUCGUCAAGGUCAUGGGCGUAAAGGACCUUGACCUCCCCAUCCCAAAGAACGAACGCACCUGGUUCAGCCUUACUCUCGAUAAUGGCGUGCACUGCGUUACCACUGCUUGGCUCGAAAUGGCGCGCAAUGCGCCAAUCGGUCAGGAAUUUGAACUCGUCGUGCCUAAUGAUCUCGAGUUCCAAUUGACCUUGAAUGUCAAACUUGAGCGUCCCGAGCCCCAGCGUCUCCCGGCUUCGCCAAGUAAGAUGACAAAGCCCAAGACAUCAACAUUCUCCCGUGUUUUUGCCAGUCCCAAGAAGCGGAAGGAGAUGGAGGCUCGCUUCAAGGCAGAGGAAGAGGCAUAUGCUCAAGCUCAACGGGACGCGGCAGCUAAGCAACGAAACGUCGCUCCCACAGCAUGGGAUCUCCUCUCCCCAUUGGCUGCCGAAGACGGCAGCUUCGCCCGAUCCUACGUUUGCCUUAAGGAGCACGAAUCACGAUGCUACGGCCGCCCGUACAUGGUUGAGAUUGCUGCGUUCAAUGAGUGGGCCACCGAGGAGGCUGGCUUUGCCAGCAGCGUCAAGAGCAAGCGCGCCGGAACUAGUACCUCGGUUGUUCGUAAGGCACCCUACAAGAUCGGCAAGCUCGAGAUGCAGCUCUUGUUCGUCCCCAGGCCAAAGGGCUCCUCGGAUGAUGACAUGCCGAAGAGCAUGAACUCGUGCAUCCGCGAGCUCAAGGCGGCCGAGGAGCGGCUGAGCCAGUGCUGGGAAGGUCAUCUCAGUCAGCAGGGUGGCGAUUGCCCAUACUGGCGUCGUCGCUAUUUCAAGCUCGUUGGUACGAAGCUUACUGCGUACCAUGAAGCAACUCGCCAGCCUCGUGCCACGAUCAACCUCUCUAAUGCCAAGAGGAUCAUUGAUGACCGGCGGCAGUUGACACAGCCAAACACCACUGGCCGAGAUGGCAAGCGCCGCCGCUCUGCUUUUGCAGAGGAAGAGGAAGGCUACAUGUUCGUUGAAGAGGGCUUCCGCAUCAGAUUCAACAACGGCGAAGUUAUCGACUUCUACGCCGACACUGCCGAAGAUAAGGAGGGCUGGAUGAAGGUCUUCCACGAGGUUGUCGGACGUGACGGUCAAGACGACGACGGCAGCGGUAGCACAAGGAAGAAGUGGUGCGAGCUCAUCCUUAAGCGGGAGGAGGCCAUGCGGAAGAAGGCGGAGGGCCGGCGCACGCAUUCGAGGACCAAGAGCAUGAUUAUCUAA